AUCAACAUGAAGUUCUCCUGUGCCCUCCUCCUUUUGGCCACUGUGGGAUGUAUCCUGGUGAGCCUGUCCAGUCCGGCCAGUGGUGCCACAACAACCACAGCCACGACGGAGGCAACCACCACCACUACCACCACUGCGGCAUCUGACACCACCACCACUACCACUGCGGCCACUUCCACUACCACGACCACGGAAUCCUCCUCAUCCAAAAAGAAGGAGCACGUGAUCAAAUACAAGCGCAAGACCCACCGCCCCAAGAAGGUCGUGAAGAUCCACCACAAGAAGAAGAGUAGUGAUUAA
This is a messenger RNA of Drosophila rhopaloa, 300 nucleotides long. RefSeq names its product protein new-glue 3-like. The transcript has a single exon. NCBI's taxonomy places the organism in Eukaryota, Metazoa, Arthropoda, Insecta, Diptera, Drosophilidae. The record is from RefSeq and is a predicted model, not a curated record. Bases 7 to 300 code for a protein of 97 amino acids.